Tachyglossus aculeatus (Australian echidna) is the source of this 3822-nucleotide messenger RNA. It is a transcript of the gene SLC12A4, whose product is annotated as solute carrier family 12 member 4. The transcript has 24 exons. Gene Ontology annotation, cellular component: membrane. The record is from RefSeq and is a predicted model, not a curated record. Gene Ontology annotation, molecular function: potassium:chloride symporter activity. Gene Ontology annotation, biological process: potassium ion homeostasis; potassium ion import across plasma membrane; chloride ion homeostasis. NCBI's taxonomy places the organism in Eukaryota, Metazoa, Chordata, Mammalia, Monotremata, Tachyglossidae. The coding region runs from base 36 to 3317 and encodes 1093 amino acids.
CCGGGCCGGGCCGGGUCAGGAGCGGGGUCGCCGCUAUGCCGCACUUCACGGUGGUGCCGGUGGAGGCUCCGCGCCGGGGAGACUAUGACAACUUGGAGGGGCUGAGCUGGGUGGAUUACCGGGAUGCCAGCCACGGCGGCGACGAGGAUCCCUACGACUCGCUGGGCUCGGACGGUCAUUGUAAUCACAAAGAAAGCAGUCCCUUCCUCAGCCUGUCUGAAGCAGCCAAAGGAAGUGAUCACCAUGAUAGAAACUUGGCUUUAUUUGAGGAGGAGUUGGAUACUCGACCAAAGGUGUCAUCACUCCUUGGAAAGCUGGUCAGUUACACAAACCUCACCCAAGGAGCAAAGGAGCAUGAAGAAGCCGACAGCGUGGAAGGUUCAAAGAGGAAAGUACCUAAAUCACCCAGCAUGGGCACCUUGAUGGGUGUAUACCUGCCCUGCAUGCAGAACAUCUUUGGAGUUAUCCUUUUCCUUCGCUUGACCUGGAUAGUGGGAACAGCUGGGCUCCUACAGUCCUUCCUGAUUGUCUUAAUCUGCUGCUGCUGUACCCUGUUGACUGCCAUAUCCAUGAGUGCCAUUGCAACAAACGGUGUUGUCCCAGCCGGGGGCUCCUAUUUCAUGAUUUCACGGUCUCUUGGGCCAGAGUUUGGAGGAGCAGUAGGCCUGUGCUUUUACUUGGGGACAACGUUUGCUGCAGCUAUGUACAUACUCGGGGCCAUUGAGAUUUUACUGACAUACAUUGUCCCACCAGCAGCCAUUUUUCACCCAACAGGUGUUCACGACGCAACCAGCGCGACCCUGAACAACAUGAGGGUCUAUGGGACCAUUUUCCUUAUCUUAAUGACUGUGGUGGUUUUCGUUGGGGUCAAAUAUGUGAACAAAUUUGCCUCUCUCUUCUUGGCUUGUGUGAUCAUCUCCAUCCUGUCCAUCUACGCUGGGGGUAUCAAGUCCAUUUUUGAUCCUCCGAUAUUCCCGGUUUGCAUGUUGGGCAACAGGACCCUAUCAAGAGACCAAUUUGACAUUUGUGCCAAAACCACCAUUGUGGACAAUGAAACUGUAGCCACGAAACUCUGGAAGCUCUUCUGCCACACAUCAAAUCUAACCACCGAGACCUGUGAUGAGUAUUUUCUGUUCAAUAACAUCACUGAAAUUUCAGGAAUUCCUGGAGCUGCAAGUGGGAUUUUAAAAGAUAACCUGUGGAGCAGUUACGUAGAGAAAGGAACGAUCCUGGAGAGGCCUGGACUCCCCUCAGUGGAUGACUAUGGACAGAAGAGCAGCCUUCCCUUAUAUGUGUUUGCAGACAUUACCACUUCCUUUACUGUGCUGGUUGGCAUCUUCUUCCCCUCCGUCACAGGCAUUAUGGCUGGUUCAAAUCGUUCUGGAGAUCUCAAGGAUGCUCAGAAAUCCAUCCCAGUGGGAACUAUUCUGGCCAUUGUUACAACUUCAUUGGUCUACUUCAGCAGCGUGGUGUUGUUCGGAGCCUGCAUUGAGGGCGUGGUUCUCCGAGACAAGUACGGUGAUGGGGUGAGCAAGAACCUGGUGGUGGGCACGCUGUCCUGGCCCUCCCCCUGGGUCAUAGUGAUCGGCUCCUUCUUCUCGACGUGUGGAGCCGGCUUACAGAGCCUCACUGGAGCUCCCCGGCUGCUGCAAGCCAUUGCCAAGGACAACAUUAUCCCCUUCCUGCGGGUGUUUGGUCACGGGAAAACAAAUGGCGAACCAACGUGGGCUCUUCUACUGACAGCCUUGAUUGCGGAGCUCGGGAUCCUCAUCGCUUCCCUCGACAUGGUGGCACCUAUUCUGUCCAUGUUUUUCCUAAUGUGUUAUCUGUUUGUAAACCUGGCCUGUGCGGUACAGACGCUUCUGAGGACUCCCAACUGGCGCCCCCGGUUUAAGUACUAUCACUGGACCUUAUCUUUCUUAGGGAUGAGUAUUUGUCUAGCCCUGAUGUUUAUCUCCUCCUGGUAUUAUGCUCUGGUGGCCAUGGUUAUUGCUGGCAUGAUCUACAAGUAUAUUGAAUACCAAGGGGCAGAGAAAGAAUGGGGGGAUGGCAUCCGGGGCCUCUCCUUAAGUGCUGCCAGGUACGCAUUGCUGAGACUGGAGGAGGGACCCCCGCACACUAAGAACUGGAGACCACAGCUGUUAGUGCUUCUGAAGCUGGAUGAAGAUUUGCAUGUGAAGUACCCACGAAUGCUCACCUUUGCUUCCCAGCUCAAGGCUGGCAAAGGUCUGACCAUCAUCGGUUCAGUGAUACAAGGAAACUUCCUAGAGAGCUAUGGGGAAGCUCAAGCAGCUGAGCAGACGAUUAAGAACAUGAUUGAAAUCGAGAAGGUGAAGGGGUUUUGCCAAGUGGUAGUGGCCAGUAAAGUCCGGGAAGGCAUCAUCCACUUGAUCCAGUCCUGUGGUCUGGGUGGCAUGAAACACAACUCGGUGGUCCUAGGCUGGCCAUAUGGGUGGAGGCAAAGUGAAGAUCCCCGGGCUUGGAAGACCUUCAUUGACACCGUGCGUUGUUCAACAGCUGCCCACCUGGCAUUACUGGUGCCCAAGAAUGUCUCAUUCUACCCUAGCAACCAUGAGCGCUACAAUGAGGGCAACAUUGAUGUGUGGUGGAUUGUGCAUGAUGGAGGCAUGCUGAUGUUGCUCCCUUUCCUUCUGAAACAGCACAAGGUUUGGAGAAAGUGCCGGCUGCGGAUUUUCACUGUAGCCCAGAUGGAUGACAACAGCAUCCAAAUGAAGAAAGACCUGGCCACAUUCUUGUAUCACCUGAGGAUCGAGGCUGAGGUCGAAGUUGUGGAGAUGCACAACAGUGACAUCUCAGCAUACACUUACGAGCGGACGUUGAUGAUGGAGCAGAGGUCUCAGAUGCUGAGACAGAUGAGAUUGACCAAAACAGAGAGGGAAAGAGAGGCCCAGCUAAUAAAGGACAGGCACUCGAUAAUCCGGCUGGAAAGCCUGUACUCGGAUGAAGAGGAAGAGAUAGAUCCAGGGCUAGAGAAUAUCCAUAUGACCUGGACCAGGGAUAAAUAUGAUGAUGAAAAGCUGAACCGCGGCAAUACUAUGGAGACCUUCCGUGAACUGAUCAGCAUCAAACCGAACCAGUCAAACGUUCGGAGAAUGCACACUGCCGUGAAGCUGAAUGAAGUCAUCGUCAAUCGCUCCCAUGAUGCCCGGCUGGUCCUUCUGAAUAUGCCUGGCCCUCCCAAGAACACAAAUGGAGAUGAGAACUAUAUGGAGUUCCUGGAAGUGCUGACUGAGGGGUUGGAGCGGGUGCUGCUGGUGCGGGGUGGGGGCCGCGAAGUCAUCACCAUCUACUCCUGAGCAGGAGGGUCGGGGGUACGAGGGGAGGGUCUUUGCCCCCCUCACAAGCCUUUGGUUAGGAAGAUAACUGACAUUCCAGUUUGAAAUAGAUAAGAAACAGCUUCUGCCUUCCUUCCCUCCUGGCCACCUCCAUCCCCGCCCCCCCACCCCACAGGGACCCAGAACAUACUCCUCGCCUUUGACCCAGCGGAUUUCUGUCAAGCGGCACGCCCACCUCUGCGGCCGUCUCCAGGAUUUGUCGGGCUGAUGGACCACAGCAUUGGCCUCACCGAACCAUCACAGCACCUCCUGGGCUGCUCAGCUUCUGCUUCGCGGCUACACCAGCAGGGCAUUUAGUAUUAACACUAAACUUAUAGCCAAGGUCGCUACAGUGCAGUAUUGUUAGUAAAAUUAGAAUUGGGAGGUCAGUUACUGGGAAAAGACUCUCAAGCUUUUUUGCAUUAAUUUGGGAGCUGGGACUGGUUUGGUACAGCAGUGAAUCCAAAAACACUGGUGGGGGAGGCUG